Molecule: messenger RNA, 1866 nt
Organism: Prunus armeniaca (apricot)
Lineage: Eukaryota; Viridiplantae; Streptophyta; Magnoliopsida; Rosales; Rosaceae
Source: the annotation of a GenBank genome assembly
AUGGAUUCCCUGAAGCAAAAGGAGCAGGCUUGCACGAGACCAUUUUGUUUCUUCUGCACCAUGAAAGAACCAGACUUCUUUAAGAGGAGAGCUGGAAUAUCAGCAUGUUUCAAGGAACUACCACUCGGAGAAGACCAAGGAAAUGUUCUGGUGCUGAGCAGUCUAUGGCAAAUUGCUAUGACUCACCCUGAUGACCCAGAGUUCCCAUCCCUUGGAAUCUUUGAGUGCAUGGCAAAGCUAAUCUUCAAAGGCAUCAACAACAAGUGUUGGCUUCAAACAGACCAAAACAUCUACAUCCCUUACUAUGCGGCUCAUGUCAUUGGUUCUUACACCAUGAACAAGGCUGAGUUUGCUGAAAAGGCGGUAGCUUCAGGCGUAAUUCCACCAUUGCUUGAUCUUCUGAGAGGAAAGAUGAGUUGGGUUGAGCAAAGGGUUGCUGCUCGUGCGCUCGGUCACCUUGCAAGCUAUGAAAGAACCUCUGAAGCUGUAGCACAAUAUGAAGAAGAGGUGGUAAGAUCAGCCAUGAAAGUAGCUUCUACAUGUCUUCAUGUGGUGUAUGUGAGUUUUGUAGGAGUGAAGGAUAAGAGAAAAAGACAAAAAUACCACUGUGAUUUGCUCACAAGAGGUGUUGGUGGAUUAGAAAUGGAGAUUUGCAAGGCUGAGGAGUGGGCAAGUCAACUCCAAUGUUGGUCUCUCAAUAUUUUAAAUUGUUUUGCUUGCAAAGAAAAGUCUUUGAAUCUCAUUUGCAAGCAAGACUUUUUGAAACAAUUAUGUGGAAUGUGGGGUGGUUUGGCCAAUCGCUCAUCACCAGCUGGUGUUGGACUUAUUAGAAUCUUGUGUUACAGUAAAUAUGGGAGGAAAAAAAUUUCAGAGUCGAGAGAAGUUAUAGAGAGCCUCUGUAAUAUCUCGAGGUCUUCAGAUGAUUGGCAGUACAUGGGAAUCGACUGCCUUUUGCUGCUCCUCAAAGACCCAGAUACGAGGUACAAAGUUAUCGAUAUUGCUGCCUUGUUUCUUGUUGAUUUGGUUGAGCUAAGAAGCCUUGGGGAUAGAUCAAACUUAGGUGAAACAAUCACAAAAGCCCUACUUCUUGCAAAUUACAAGCAGGGAAAAUUGAACAAGAACAGGAAAAUUGAAAAGAAUUUAGAAGAGCUAUGGAAUUUGAAAGUGGAGAGGAGGAAGAGGGAAAGAGGAUUGUGUCAAGAAAAAAUUGAGAAAAGAAUGGUUUUGGUGGAUGUAAUAAAACAAGAAGCAAAUCAUAUGUUUUGUUUGGGAGAAAUAGAGGAAGCCAUAGUUAAGUAUUCUGAAGCAUUAGAAUUGUGCCCAUUAGGGUUGAGAAAAGAAAGAAUGGUGCUUUAUAGCAACAGAGCUCAGUGUCAAUUGCUGAUGAGGGACUCAGAUGCUGCCAUUAGGGACUCAACCAGAGCUCUAUGCUUGUCAACUCCAGUGAAUUCUCAUAGUAAAAGCCUCUGGAGAAGAUCACAGGCUUAUGACAUGAAAGGGUUGGCUAAAGAAAGCUUGAUGGACUGUUUGGCGUUCAUCAAUGGCUGCAUCAAGUCUGAGAGUAGCAGGCGGGUGAAGAUUCCACAUUAUGCUGCACGUAUGAUCAGCAAACAGAUGGAGGCCACGUGGCUCUUCGCGACUGCCCGGUCAACGAUGGCUACUCGUCAAGACUUUCAAGUGAUGAAACAAGUACAAGAAUCAGAAGGGCAGGGUAACUUAUGUGAAAGUGGGGAUGACAAGCAAGAUUACCGUGAUGAAAUUAUGAGAGUUAUGAUGGAGAAAAAAGGUCUGUCCACCAUUUUAGAAGAACCUUUAAUUGUAAAGGAAGAGAGUAGGAGGAAGAUGGAAAGGACAAGAAGGGUGUAA